CAUUUUAUUUCUCCCGAAGCUUCUGUAUCCCUCUUUCAGUUUCCACUUCUUCUACCAUCCUUCAGUACAUCAUUUUCCUUCCUCUCUUUCAAUAUACCAUAUUUCUUCCAUAAACCAUACACAUGUGAGAUCAAUUUCACAUCUAAUCAAAGAUAUCUCAACUCUUACAAGUGCUCUUGGGUGGGAUUUUGAGUUUGGGUUUGUGGAUUAAGAAAGGAGAAGAAUGCCAUACUGUGAAAGUUGAUCAUUAAGACUUCUUGGAGAUAUGAUGCCAGAUGUUUCAUAUGCUACUUCAGGAGUGGUUAGAGAGCAGACUUAGUUGAUGUGCCUUAACUCAAUGGAUUCAGAAAUGGUAAAGAAGCUUGGAACAUCUCUCUUGGUUCCUUCUGUCCAAGAGCUAGUAAAGCAACCCAUCGCCAAAGUUCCAGAACGAUAUGUUCAGCAAAACCAAGAACCUUCUGUAGUAUCUAGCACAAUCUCUUUACCACAAGUUCCAGUCAUCGAUUUGAAGAAGUUAUUGUCUGAAGAAGAUGGAACUGAACUAGAAAAAUUCGAUCAUGCAUGCAAAGAAUGGGGUUUCUUCCAGUUGAUCAAUCACGGAGUCAAUCCUUUAUUGGUGGAAAAUUUUAAAAAACUUGUCCAAGACUUCUUCAAUCUGCCAGUGGAAGAGAAGAAAAUAUUAUCUCAGAAACCAGGAGAUAUGGAAGGUUUCGGUCAGAUGUUUGUUGUAUCAGAUGAACACAAACUGGAAUGGGCAGAUUUAUUCUACAUUAUCACUCAUCCAUCAUACAUGAGAAAUCCAAACUUAUUUCCUAGUAUUCCCCAACCAUUCAGAGAAAAUCUAGAGAUGUACUCUUUAGAACUGAAAAAGCUAUGUGUGACGAUCGUUGAAUUUAUGUCAAAAGCAUUAAAGAUCCAAAAAAAUGAAUUGCUAGAGUUGUUUGAAGAGGGAGGUCAAGCAAUGAGGAUGAAUUACUAUCCUCCUUGUCCCCAACCAGACAAAGUCAUUGGACUCAAUCCUCAUUCUGAUGGUACUGCCCUUACCAUUCUUCUCCAACUCAAUGAAAUAGAAGGCCUUCAAAUAAAAAAAGAUGGAAUGUGGAUUCCUAUUAAGCCUCUCACAAAUGCUUUUGUUAUCAACAUUGGAGACAUGCUAGAGAUAAUGACGAAUGGUAUUUAUCGAAGUAUUGAACAUCGAGCAACAAUUAACUCAGAGAAGGAGAGGAUUUCGAUUGCCACAUUUCACAGUGCUAGGUUGAAUGCAAUUCUUGCUCCAGUACCAAGCCUUAUUACUCCUAAAACUCCUGCAGUGUUCAAGGACAUUAGUGUGGAAGAUUUCUUCAAAGGAUAUUUCUCACGCAAGCUUGAAGGAAAAUUGUACAUUGAUGACAUGAGGAUGAAAAAUGAGUGAUAGUAAUAAUGCAUUGGCAUGGAAAAUUAAAUAAAGAUCAUAGCAAAUAAAGUCAUGUUGGAUGUGAUGUUGUACAAUAUAAUAAUGUCAGUUUGAAUUUACUCUUUGUUUAGUAAUGUCAGUUUAUCUAUAAUAUACACCAAAGUGCAUAAGAACUUACAUUUGAAA
Molecule: messenger RNA, 1579 nt
Organism: Medicago truncatula (barrel medic)
Lineage: Eukaryota; Viridiplantae; Streptophyta; Magnoliopsida; Fabales; Fabaceae
Product: protein SRG1
Exons: 6
Coding region: 323-1411 (362 amino acids)
Source: RefSeq, a predicted model, not a curated record